AUAUAGCCUCUCUCCCUCUCUCUCUCUCUCUCUCUACAUUCCUCUCAUUAAUUUGAGCAGCUGGGCACUGCUUUCUCAAAGAAUUAGGAGAUGGGUACCUCCAAAUUUCACGUCGUGACGAUGAUGUCCCUGUUUUUGACGAUGGGAGCAAAAAUUGAAGGGUACCCAUCAGGGGACUUGGUUGUAAAUUUACCCGGGCAGCCGGAAGUUGGGUUCAAGCAGUACGCGGGCUACGUCAACGUUGAUGAGGGAGCAGGGAGGAGUUUGUUCUACUAUUUUGUUGAAGCCGAGGUCGAUGCUGAGGAGAAGCCUCUCACUCUCUGGCUUAACGGAGGUCCUGGUUGCUCUUCAGUAGGAGGAGGAGCCUUCACUGAGCUGGGUCCAUUUUAUCCUAGAGGCGAUGGUCGGGGCCUUCGAAUUAACAGAAAAUCAUGGAAUAAAGUAUCAAAUCUCUUGUUUGUUGAAUCCCCUGCUGGAGUUGGAUGGUCUUACUCAAAUACAACUUCUGAUUACACAACCGGAGACGAAAAGACCGCCAAUGACAUGCACAUGUUCCUAUUGGGAUGGUAUGAAAAAUUCCCAGAGUUCAAAUCCAGAGACUUGUUCCUUAGUGGAGAGAGCUAUGCAGGGCAUUACAUACCACAGCUAGCCAAUGUUCUUCUGGAUCAUAAUAAGCAUUCAACUGGUUUCAGAUUUCAUAUUAAAGGAGUUGCUAUUGGAAAUCCACUUUUAAAGCUUGAUAGGGAUGUUCCAGCAACCUAUGAGUAUUUCUGGUCACAUGGGUUGAUUUCUGAUGAGAUUGGUCUCACUAUUAUGAACAACUGUGAUUUUGAAGAUUAUACCUUCAGUAGCCCACAUAAUGUCACGCAAGUUUGCAAUGAUGCAAUAUCUGAAGCAAAUAAAGUGGUUGGAGAGUACAUUAACGAUUACGAUGUGCUGCUUGAUGUGUGCUAUCCAUCGUUGGUGGAGCAGGAACUGAGAUUAAGGAAAUAUGUUACUCAGAUUAGUGCUGGUGUUGAUGUUUGCAUGAGUUUUGAAAGAAGUUUUUACUUCAAUCUCCCAAAAGUGCAGCAGGCUCUUCAUGCCAAUAGAACAAAAUUGCCUUAUAGAUGGUCUAUGUGCAGCAGCUUUCUGAAUUAUAGUGGUACAGAUGGUAACAUCAAUAUUCUACCUCUACUCAAAAGAAUAGUUAAUCAUCGGAUACCAGUUUGGGUUUUCAGUGGAGACCAAGACUCGGUAGUACCCCUGUUGGGCUCUCGAACACUAGUACGAGAACUAGCUCAUGAUCUUAAAUUUAGAAUGACUGUUCCUUAUGGUGCUUGGUUCCACAAAGGACAGGUGGGUGGAUAUGCAACCGAGUAUGGAAAUAUACUAACAUUUGCGACUGUUAGAGGUGCAUCUCACAUGGUUCCUUAUGCACAACCAGCUAGAGCUCUCACUCUAUUUAGAUCUUUCAUAAGCGGUCAAAGACUACAUAAUACAACUUCUCCAUCAAUUGAUGAUUAAAUAGUCCUCAACAAUCUUCAUGCUGAAGAAAUUAGCAGCAACUGCAACUAAAGGUGGAUCAUAUGUUACCUUAUUCUUUAGAUAGAUUGAGAAAUAACAGAUAGAUUCGACAAAUUCUGAAUGAGACGAACUGUAUAUUAAAGGUCUCAUGAUUUUCAUAGUUCAAAUUGUCAUUUCUUUUGGCUGUGUUCUUUGGAAUAUUGAUUUUCAAUGAAAUUCAUUUCCAAGUGUAAUCUAAAGUCCA
Molecule: messenger RNA, 1750 nt
Organism: Asparagus officinalis (garden asparagus)
Lineage: Eukaryota; Viridiplantae; Streptophyta; Magnoliopsida; Asparagales; Asparagaceae
Product: serine carboxypeptidase-like 42
Exons: 10
Coding region: 91-1506 (471 amino acids)
Biological process (GO): proteolysis
Molecular function (GO): serine-type carboxypeptidase activity
Source: RefSeq, a predicted model, not a curated record